GCCGGGCCCAGAUGGGCGAGCGCGGGGGCAGCGCGGGGGCCGCGGCCCCGGGCGGCGACAGCAGCGGAGCGCCGAGCCCCGCCGGGGGCAAUGGGGGCACCCGCAGGCGCCGGGGGGCACCCCAAAAACCCGAACCCUCUUCCGCACACGGAGACAGCGCCGAUGACCUCGCCGGAGACUUCAGGUGCCACAAGGUGCAGGAGUCGCUGCUCAGCUCGGCCAGCGGCUACAGCAACUACCGGGGGGUGCUCAACUGGUGCGUCGUGAUGCUG
Molecule: messenger RNA, 272 nt
Organism: Zonotrichia leucophrys gambelii
Lineage: Eukaryota; Metazoa; Chordata; Aves; Passeriformes; Passerellidae
Product: diacylglycerol O-acyltransferase 1-like
Exons: 2
Source: RefSeq, a predicted model, not a curated record